Aegilops tauschii subsp. strangulata is the source of this 1554-nucleotide messenger RNA. RefSeq lists its product as uncharacterized. Lineage: Eukaryota; Viridiplantae; Streptophyta; Magnoliopsida; Poales; Poaceae. The record is from RefSeq and is a predicted model, not a curated record.
AACUGAGCCAGCGAGCGGCAAACCCCCCCUCCGGAUAAGACUGAGUUUGGUCGGUUCGGCAGCGGUCGCGAGGGAGCCCCCGUCCAACCACCGUAUCUAUGGCCGCCAACGGCCAGCCGCCGGUGCCGGUGGUGGUCGCCAACGUCGACCACCACCCGGCGCCCCUACUCGGCCUCUUCUUCAACUCACCGAUUCCACUUGUCCCUCACAAUGGCUUCCCCUGCAUCCCCGCCUUCGCCCCCGCCCACCGAAACAAUCCGGAGCUCGUGGCCGCCAUCUUGAGCGGCGACUUCUUCCUCACCACCCUCCAGGCGCGCGACCACCCAGAAGCUUUCUGGUUCGUCUUAGACGCCCGUGGCGGCUACCUUCUCCUCAAAGGGGGCGGGCUAUUGCUCGCGCUGCUAAACCCCUUGGCACGGCGGUGCGAGCGGAUCUUUGAUCUGAGUCACGCCCACAUCUUCGACGACGACGACGACGACCGCCAAGGAGAUGGUAAAAUCCUUCACGCCGGCGUGAUCUGCGAUGACGAAAACCCCGCGAGCUUUGGCAUCUUCUGUCUUGCUGCCCAUGGAGAGUUCAGGUUGCGGGCUGCGGUCUUCUCCUCAUCCUUCGGAAUGGGCGAUUGGUUCCUCUCCCCAUGGUUGGAUGUCCCGCACCCCAACCCUGAAGAUGAACUUUUGCUUGAGAGCGGCAUGCGAGUGGGUAAUUUCAUUUACUGGCCUCACCAGGAUCGUGCGUAUGUGGUUGUCUUGGACCCCGACCCAAACAACCCGCGAUUGUUUGUUGAGAUGAUCCCACCUCUCCUGAAUCUGGAAGGUUUUCGCAGCUCGAUCCUUGGCCAAAUUAACGGCGAUAACAUGUGCAUUGCUUAUUCAAAUGGAUUCAACAUCGGUUUCAUGCUACGUCAAGAAGAUGGCCUUGAUGCUGGGGCAUGGGCUAACAUCAGGGUAUUCAACCUGGCUGAUCCAGUUAAUGCUAAGAUUGCGCAAUCACCCGAGAAUACGCUGAAAAUUGCGGCAAUGCGGGGUAGCAUCCUGUACUUGACAACAUCAGAGAUGUUCACGGGCCUGGCCGUUUCUUGGUUCGCUUGUCUGUGCUUGGAAAGUGGCAGGCUGGAGUGGUUGUUUCCGAGGACGUAUGAUGGUUUCUUCCAGCCAUACCACCAUUCGUAGUGGAGCACUUCUCGGUUACCAGAAAGUGAAAAUUUUGAUCCCUUCAUAUGAGGAAUGAUGACAACCAGGGAAGGACAAUCUGUGAAAAGCAUUGCCUUGUUCUCCUACUAAAUCAAAACACCCAGCUACCAUCCAGAACUGAUCUCUUCUUUGGACCUGCAUCACGCUGAAGGUCCUGACGAAGUUCCUUGAUAUUCAGGAUUCAGUGACAAGUCAAUCCUGUAAUUUGAUCGUUUAUGGUAAUUGUUGUUGUCUUCUGUUAUCAAACUUACCAUUUACAUUGUGGGUGAAUUACUUCAUCUGUUCCUUGACAUUCAGUAUUCAGUGAUAACUCAAUCAUAUGUAUUUUGACCGUUUAUCGUAAUUGGGUUGUCUUCUGGUA